Eimeria tenella is the source of this 1248-nucleotide messenger RNA. RefSeq lists its product as uncharacterized. The transcript is spliced from 4 exons. NCBI's taxonomy places the organism in Eukaryota, Apicomplexa, Conoidasida, Eucoccidiorida, Eimeriidae. The record is from RefSeq and is a predicted model, not a curated record. The annotation marks the transcript as partial.
CCUCGGCAGCUGCUGCUGCAGCAGGAGACUGCAGCAGCAGCGGCCUUCUUAGAGGAAGGCGGCUAUGGGACGAAAACAAAAACAGAAAAAACCUGCAGCGGCACCAACACCAGCAGCAGCAGCUCCCGCAGCAACAAACUCAGCAGCAGCGCAGCUGCUGCUGCUGCUGCUGCCGCUGCUAAUGCCGCUGCUGCUGAUGCUGGCGCUGCUGCUGCUGCUAUAGAAGAAGAUGUGUCUGCAAAUGCUCCUGGUGCUGCAGCAGUUCACGAUGCUGCUUCCAAUUCGGCAGCAGCAGCAGCAGCAGAAGCAAACGAGGGAGCGGCUACUUGUCUAAAGGAAGCCCUGAAGGCCUCGCAGGACUGUUCCUCUUCCCUUGCUGCUGCUGCUGCUGCUGCUGCUGGAGCCACUCCGGAGCAGGAGCAGCCAGCUCGCGUCGACAGCAAAGUCGGUCUGCAGCAGCAGCAGCAGCAAGAGCAGCAACUGCAGCAACCGCAGCAGCAACAGCAGCUGCAGAAUGCAGCCCAUUCGCAGCCCUUAGACUCCCGUGCUGCUGCUGCUGCUCCUGCUGCUGCUCCUGCUGCUGCUCCAUGCGGCCAAACAGCAGAGAGCAAAGCAGCAUGUGACGCAGUAGCAGCAGCGACAGCAGCAGGGGAAGCAGCAACAGCAGCAGCACCAGCGGCAGCUGCUGCUGCUGCUGAGCCAUCUUUCAAGAGGGAUGCCAGUGAGGACAGCAGCGAAGAUGCGAAAGAAAACAGCAGCAGCAGCAGCAACAACAACAACAGCAACAAUAACACUGGCAGCAAAAGAAGCAGCAGCAGCGACACACUCUCCUGCGAUAACUCCACCCACGGCAGCAAAAACGACAGCAGCAGCAGCAGCAACAGCAGCAGCAGCAUCACGGAGAAGAGCCUUGUCGAAGGCACGUCAACCGGUACCAGCAGCAGCAACAGCAGCAACAGCGACAGCAGCAGCAACGACAACAGCGACAGCAGCAGCAGCAACAGCAACAGCGACAGCAGCAGCAGCAGCAGCAGCAGUUCAGGACCUCAGCUGUGCUGCAGCAGAUACCACAAAAUGAAAAGAGACUCUACGAGCUCUGCAGCAGCAGCGCUGCGCUCCGCCCAAAUCGCAGCAGCAGCAGCAGAGUGCGACAGCGACGCCGAACCAGAGGAAGCAAGCCAAAGCCUGCGUUUCUUCUUUGAGCUGCAGAGCCGCUGCCAGCAGCAGCAGCAGCAGCAGCAAGAGUAG